AUGAGGCUCCAGAUACCCGCUACUAGUGCUUUAUGCCUGAUCGGACUUUUUCUCUUUACAAAGGCCAAUUCGCUGAGAUUUUUGUCCUCAAAGAAAGACCCAAAUUUCUUAUCACUCGGUGCGGGCUAUGAUGAGGCUGAUUUGCCGUCUUUACUUAAUUCACAAAUUACCCAGUACAGUGAAGUGUUUUCUAGUGCUAUUGAGCUUCUCAACUCCAUGAAGACAUCACCUUCCUGUAACCGGAUGGCGGCAACUAACCUAAUUUUGUCUUGUCAAUCAAUCCGCGGAGAUGACGGUAAUCAAAAGGAGGCUCUUUCUGACUCCCUAGAUAAUGUCAAGUCAUUGUUUGCUGCUAGGCUUGCCGUUUGUGAACUUAUCGGUGCUGGAGCGACGAUUCCAGAACAAUGUUCUCCAAUUUUCACGUCUCGCAAAACGCAUUUGCAUCUAGAAGAGGAAAAUAUAAUCCAACUCUCACAGCUGGAACCUUGUCUUAUAUCUUUAGAAUCUCGACCCCAGUGGUGGACGAGUUAUAGUAACAGCAGGCAAAAUGCAGCUGUCAUGUGCCAGGCAGCACGAGCUGAGAUUGAGCGUGAAGAGGAGCUAAAGCUGUAUAAGAAUCUGGCUGACCUCACAUCGAUUCUAACUGACUCUCUCAACCACACACUUAUAUCAACAGGAGUGGAGGCUUCUCGGCAGAGGGUAUUUUUAGAUAUCGUGAAAGAAAUGCAGGGUAAUCUCAUGCAGGACCUGGAAUAUGGAUUUUUACGAUAUCGCGAUAUAUCAGCAAGGGUUGUUGAUGACCUUGAAGGGGUGCAAGAGCUAAUGUCCCAAACGCGCUCUGAUGCCUCCAGCGCGAAUAAGGAUCUCCAUUCCACAACGAAAACAUUACACGGACUGAAACGGAUUCUCGAUGAAAUUCAGCUGGCAACGGAGAGAAGAGCCUCCCAGAUGGCUGCGAUUGAGAAGAAAAAUCACCAGGAGAGCCUAGAACUAGUUUCGUCAUUGAGGCAAUCUGUUGAGCUUUUAAGCAGCCAACAUUUGCGACCAAUAUUGGAGGGCUUUGGCAAUAUUUUCUAUUCAAUGCAAGCCGUGGAGGACCUUAUGAGCUCAAUGGAAGCCAGACAUGACGGCUUGGAUGCGCGAAUGAAGUCGCUCGAACACAUCUUUCAAGAGUUUGAACAUACAACUCUGGCGCUACAGCAAAUCCAAAUGAAGCAGAUUCACGAUCAAAACUUCUUCCAAAACGACUUAAGAAUCUCUCAGGCGCUUCUAAACGACGUCGCCGCUUCAGCAGCAAACCUCCAGACCUCAAUUGAGAGCUCCUAUGCAGUUUUCCGUAAAAUUACUAGUUUCAGCGGGCUAAUCACUUCCAUAUCGUGGUGGAUUUUGUCAGUGACUGUGUUUGUCACACUCCUGGUGUUUCAUCUCAAGCUGGCUAGAGUCUCACUUUUGAGUCUAUUAUGUGUUGUUGCAUUAUACUCCUCAUGGGUUACCGGUUGGCUUCAAAUCAUGAGAUUUUCUUUUACUCAUGCAACACCCCCACCAGCGGAUGUCAUUUACAUUGUUUCCUUCAGCCUUGGGGCCGUCACUGGCGUUUUCUGUUUUCUUUACUUUGCGACGAGGCAUCUUUUGCCGCGUAGGCGAUAUGCCAGCCGGACUUCAAAGCCGGAUCUAGCUUGA
This is a messenger RNA of Paracoccidioides brasiliensis Pb18, 1680 nucleotides long. RefSeq lists its product as uncharacterized. Gene Ontology annotation, cellular component: endoplasmic reticulum membrane. The transcript is spliced from 6 exons. Gene Ontology annotation, biological process: karyogamy involved in conjugation with cellular fusion; nuclear membrane fusion involved in karyogamy. The record is from RefSeq and is a predicted model, not a curated record. The coding region runs from base 1 to 1680 and encodes 559 amino acids.